Messenger RNA from Porites evermanni, 1527 nucleotides. NCBI's taxonomy places the organism in Eukaryota, Metazoa, Cnidaria, Anthozoa, Scleractinia, Poritidae. The record is from the annotation of a GenBank genome assembly.
AUGGGUGUACUAGCAGAGGUAGUUGGUCAAAUUUUGUUCAGUUUUACCCGAGGCGUAACAGAGCACUACAAUCCAGAGGAACCGGAAUUCACUGAAGAAUCUUUUGGUUACAAUCCUCUAGAAAGUACAGGUCGAGAAUGGUAUUGUCGUCCCGUUGAUGAGCUUAUCUAUCAAGAAUACAGCGAAAGAGAAUCUACCACAUGGGAUUAUCUGGCGUCUAGAAAUCUUGAUAUAAAGGUUAUCAAUGCUUGCUCCAUCGAAGAAAUUACACAGGAAGAUCGCAACAAGGACAAGGCAAUGGCUUGGAAGCUUCUGAGACCAUCUGUUCUCUGUACAGUAGGCAAAUCACUGAGUACUGGAGCUUUGAUCUCGCUGCUCGCCGCUACUUUCAUUGGUACAUUGUACACGGUUAUUUGUUACGCUUGUUUUAAUUUGUUAUCGACCGUAAACUGUGGACCUAAAUCAAAUAGACUGCAAACGCAAUGGGCAUUUGCUGGUACGCUUUAUUGUAUUUUUCUUUAUAUUUGGCCCUUCACUGUUUUGCUCUUCCUCUUUCGUCCAUUUCAGUUAAAGGGGGUGAAAGGAAAGCUCUUUCUGGUUUCAUUUCUAUCAUACUGCUUGGACGCACUCUAUCGCAUGUUUCAACGAUUCUUAAAGUUAUCUCAUGUGAGCAUUUCCAGCUUUUUAACUUGGUUUCCACUAAACACGAUAUUCAUCAUCAGCGUUUGUUUGGAACAGUACGUGGUGACGAAUCAUUUCUGCCCCCGUUCAAGAAAAAUAAAGAAGCUCAUUUUGUUCCUUCAGAUGUUAGCAACGGCUUGUUUUACAUUUCUUCUCGGACAGAUUGGUCAGUACUUUGUCUAUCCGUAUUACGUUAAGAGUAAAAACAAACUUUUACUUGCCCUAUUUUUUCCUCUCAUUGGAGUCGUUGUGAAGAUAAUCUCACGAAUAUGUGUUCAACGACUAUAUAAUAUUGCUCAUCCGGGGUAUUCUUAUACCUUGCUGGUGCCGUUGUAUUAUGGGUCAGCGAUUAUCUUUCGAGCUUUGCAAGCAGAUCUUGACAGUCUAGAGAACAUUGCUAUUGUAGGAAUUAUCCACGGCGCUGCAGAAGUUAUAGAACGGAGUACAAUGGUGUUCAUUGAUCACAUUUUUUAUUUGCUUUGGAAAAGGAAAUCAGCUCCUUGGGGAAGUUUCCGUACUCCACGCCGUGAGAGACUCAUGGCUGAUAUCGCUAUCAUGAGCAUGAUGUCUGAAUCGACUGCUAUAGUGUCCGUAAAUGGCUUUAUUUACUUGUUUAAGUUUCUUUGCUUGCAAGAUAGCUCCCUUUCAAUGGUACUACUGUUAUUUGCCAAGUUCACCUUAGUUCAGCUGGUGAUUGAAUGGUUUUUCACCAGUGUUUCAUUGGCGAUCGAGACUCGUUAUCAGAAUUUGGCUGUCAUGGCUGUAUGGGGAAGACGAUGGAAAAGACACAUUUUAGUGGCGGUUGUAAAUAUUAUUCCUUUAGCACUUUAUACCAGCGAAGACCUU